This is a messenger RNA of Arabidopsis lyrata subsp. lyrata, 2209 nucleotides long. RefSeq names its product laccase-13. The record is from RefSeq and is a predicted model, not a curated record. Lineage: Eukaryota; Viridiplantae; Streptophyta; Magnoliopsida; Brassicales; Brassicaceae. Gene Ontology annotation, molecular function: hydroquinone:oxygen oxidoreductase activity; copper ion binding. Gene Ontology annotation, biological process: lignin catabolic process. The transcript has 4 exons. Gene Ontology annotation, cellular component: apoplast. The coding region runs from base 401 to 2110 and encodes 569 amino acids.
UUUAAAAUACAUUGAUGAAUGAGAAAAUCAAAUUUAACUUGGGGACAAGUUGAUGAUGAUUGAUGACGCAGCAAUAGAUUUGGUUUAUAAAUUUUGGCAUAGUUUUUAUCAACUGCUACUUAAUUGGGUAAUAGUAAAGAUUCUGGUUUAAGGAGAGGAUCCAAAAGCUUUUAGAGAUUUGGUGUCCGAGGAUGAGAAAAAACCAAAGAAAAGGUACAAAAGUAGGCUGCUAGGGGUUCACCUACAUCUUCCGGAACAAGUAGCAUAUUUAAAAGCAGAAACUGUUUGUUUUGUUGUUUAGUGGUUACACCAAAUCGUGUGUGCUGGUUUGACUAAACGCUCUCUGUCUCCUGCCUAUAAAAGUUUCAACUUUCUCUGUCUCUCCGAGUAUGUGAGCGCAAUGGAGCAAAUACGGUCCUUCUUUGUGUUCUUGGCUGUUUUGUUAGCUUCACUUGUCAAUGCAGAAGUUCACUUUCAUGAGUUUGUUGUUCAAGAGACGCCGGUGAAGAGGCUGUGCAGAGUUCAUAACUCGAUCACGGUGAAUGGACAGUUUCCAGGGCCGACCUUGGAGGUGCGAAACGGUGAUUCCCUUGUCAUCACAGCCAUAAACAAAGCUCGGUACAACAUCACCCUCCACUGGCAUGGGAUACGGCAGAUGCGGAAUCCAUGGGCGGAUGGACCAGAAUACAUAACCCAGUGCCCAAUCCAACCAGGAGGGAGUUACACGUACAGGUUCACCAUUGAAGACCAAGAAGGUACGUUGUGGUGGCAUGCCCACAGUAGAUGGCUGCGAGCCACCGUGUAUGGCGCUCUCAUUAUCCGCCCUCCGCUCUCUUCUCCUCAUUACCCUUUUCCAGUUAUUCCCAAGAGAGAGAUUACCCUCCUCUUAGGGGAGUGGUGGGACAGAAACCCCAUGGAUGUCCUCAACUUAGCCCAGUUCACGGGAGCAGCACCAAACAUCUCAGACGCCUUCACCAUCAAUGGUCAGCCUGGUGAUCUCUACAGAUGUUCUAGCCAAGAAACUUUAAGAUUUCUAGUGGGUUCAGGAGAGAUUGUCCUCCUCAGGGUCAUCAAUUCUGCUUUGAACCAAGAACUCUUCUUUGGUGUCGCGAAUCACAAACUGACAGUGGUCGCUGCGGAUGCCUCCUACACCAAACCUUUCUCGACUAAUGUCAUAAUGUUAGGUCCAGGUCAGACAACUGAUGUGCUUCUAACCGCAGACCAACCGCCAGCACAUUACUACAUGGCAGCACAUGCAUACAACAGUGCCAACGCUGCCUUUGACAACACCACAACCACUGCAAUCCUCAAGUACAAAGAUGCCUCCUGUGUUACUCUUCAAGGUAAAUCACAGGCACAGGCAAUACCUGCACAGCUGCCAGGAUUCAACGACACAGCAACAGCAGCAGCAUUCACAGCGCAGAUGAAGAGUCCUUCGAAAGUAAAAGUGCCCCUGGAGAUUGAUGAGAACUUGUUUUUCACAGUGGGAUUGGGACUAUUCAACUGCCCAACCCCCAACACACAAAGGUGUCAAGGCCCUAACGGAACACGCUUCACCGCGAGCAUUAACAACGUCUCUUUCGUCUUCCCCAAACAAAACUCCAUAAUGCAAGCUUAUUACCAAGGCACUCCCGCAGGUGUUUUCACCACAGACUUCCCUCCUACGCCUCCUGUCACAUUUGACUAUACAGGAAACGUGAGCAGAGGGCUAUGGCAACCUACCCGCGGAACAAAGGCCUACAAACUAAAGUUCAAUUCAAAAGUGCAGAUUAUAUUGCAAGACACGAGCAUCGUGACCACUGAGAAUCACCCGAUGCAUCUCCACGGCUACGAGUUCUACGUAGUUGGGACAGGUGUUGGUAACUUCAACCCAAAUACAGACACAGCUUCCUUUAACCUCAUCGACCCACCACGAAGAAACACAAUCGGAACACCACCAGGUGGAUGGGUAGCCAUCAGAUUCGUGGCGAAUAAUCCAGGAGCGUGGCUGAUGCACUGCCACCUCGACUCACAUAUAUUCUGGGGUUUAGCAAUGGUCUUCUUAGUGGAGAACGGAGAAGGGCAUUUGCAAUCUGUACAGUCUCCACCAUUGGACUUACCCCAAUGUUAAAGACUCUUUAUCUACACACAAUAUUCUCUUUCCAUUGUUUCACAAGAUAUAUCAUUCAUUUCUCAGUUACAAAGAUAUCACAAAUAGCUUCUUCUCGGA